Messenger RNA from Nakaseomyces glabratus, 2187 nucleotides. It is a transcript of the gene NPR1, whose product is annotated as serine/threonine protein kinase NPR1. NCBI's taxonomy places the organism in Eukaryota, Fungi, Ascomycota, Saccharomycetes, Saccharomycetales, Saccharomycetaceae. Gene Ontology annotation, molecular function: protein serine/threonine kinase activity; ATP binding. Gene Ontology annotation, cellular component: cytosol. Gene Ontology annotation, biological process: protein phosphorylation; intracellular signal transduction. The record is from RefSeq and is a predicted model, not a curated record.
AUGUCUUCUUUGACAAAGCUGCUGCAGGAGAAGAACAACAAGGAGGUGAAGACCGAGCCGACGAUCAGGGAGGAGUCUGUGGGCGAAGCUGUGGGCGAAGCUGUGCCGUACUAUGAUGGGCGGAGUGUGCUGGGGUCCAGUCUUAUGAGCACGAAUUUUGCACAGACGGCGACGGCGUAUGGGUCGAGCUUGCAGAUGAAGGAGCGGGCGUCGUACAUGGACAAGCAUGCGAACGGGAGCCUGCAGUACGGGUACAGCUCUUCUCUGGCAGUUCCUACUAAGAACGGUGGGAAGAUGCACUCCUCGAGUGCGAAACAGUUGCCCUCUCUGUCAACCAGUAUACCGUAUGCGGUUCCCAACUCGAAUAAGGAGUCUACUCACAACGGCAGCGUCGGCUCGUCGCUGUCCUCGUCGUGGGUUGACCAAUACGGCGGUGGUAUGCCAAGUAACAUAUCUGCCAUUGACUCUAAUGUGAUUAGCUCUCCCAAGGUGGACAACGUAGAACCCAGAUUUGUAAUAUCGAAGGAGAAAUUCCAUAAGUCAUCGCAGGACAACCAGGCACACACGGUGUCGAGGUCGAGCUCGUUGUCCUCACAACUGGGAAACCUCUUCUUUAGCAAGAAUACAACGACUAACAAUGGCAGCUCCUCACCUGGCAACUCUUCAUCUAUACAGACAAUUAAUGGUAGGGAUAUACCGAAUGCAACUGCUACGCAGAUUCCGAAGCCAACAAGGGCUAGGCAGAGUAGUAUUUACUCUUCUUCAAGGCAGCCUUCUCGGUCAUCCUAUAAUGACACCUAUUUUGGUUCCCCGUCAUCCUUGCAUGAAAAUCAACCGAGUCAAAGUGUGCCCAGAUCGCAUCAUUCCUCUAUCGCAGAUUUCAAAAGAUUUUUCAAAAAGUCUACUAGCACCAGUGUCACUUCCAUGUCCAUGCUUUCUGAUUCGCCUGUAUCGGGAAGCUUUAUCACUGGUGAUUCCACUCUCGGUACACAACAUACACAACAAUCGCAUGGUUUUAAUUCAGAGUCAUUGCAUAAGCAGUCUUCUUUUAGUAGCAAUAGUGGGGAUAUUAUAUACACUAAUAAUUACGAAACAAGCAUUCCAUUCUCGAAGAGAUACUCUAGGACAGGUGAAGAACUUGGUGCUGGCGCAGGUGGUUCUGUGAAACUGGUGAAAAGAAUAGCAGAUAAUUCGGUAUUUGCCGUCAAGGAGUUCAGAUCAAAGCAUGAAAACGAAAGCAAAAGAGACUACAUUAAAAAGAUUACUUCCGAGUAUUGUAUAGGUACUACUCUGAAUCAUCCCAACAUUAUUGAAACUGUUGAGAUAGUAUAUGAAGAUAAUAGAAUAUUUCAAGUAAUGGAGUAUUGUGAUUACGAUCUAUUUGCUAUUGUUAUGAGUAAUAAAAUGUCUUACGAGGAAAUAUGUUGUUGUUUCAAACAAAUUUUAUGCGGUGUACAAUAUCUGCAUAGCAUUGGUUUGGCUCAUAGGGAUUUAAAGUUGGAUAACUGUGUAAUCAAUUCUAAGGGUAUUGUGAAGUUGAUAGAUUUUGGUGCUGCUGUGGUUUUCUCAUACCCAUUCUCUAAAACAUUGGUUGAAGCAAGCGGAAUUGUUGGUAGUGAUCCUUAUUUGGCCCCUGAGGUUUGCAUAUUUACAAAAUAUGAUCCGCGUCCCGUAGAUAUCUGGUCUACUGCAAUAAUAUUUGCUUGUAUGAUUCUAAAAAAAUUCCCUUGGAAAAUACCUAAGUUGAGGGACAACUCCUUCAAAUUGUUUUGCUCAGGUAGAAAUUGUGACUCUCUUAGUGCACUUGUUACUCGUACCCCUGAGCCACCUUCAUAUGAUAGUUCUGAAUUUUCGCCAAGUAAGCCAAGUCAUUACGAUUCUGCGAACUCUGCUGACCCGGAGAACAGUAGCAUUGGUCCACAGAGACUUCUGCAUGCCCUCCCCGAAGAAUCUCAGCAUAUAAUUGGUAGAAUGGUAGACCUGGCACCUGCUUGCAGAAGUAACAUUGAAGAAGUACUAGAAGAUUCAUGGAUUAAGAGCAUUGACAUGUGCCAUAUGGAAUCUAAUGGUUUAGUUAUGAAAUAUGUAGGUGGGACCGACCACACGCAUACACAAGUUGAUCAAAGUGAAGCCCAUAUUGCCGGACUAGAAAAGAAGAAGAAGAAAGCAAAAAAUAAAGACAAAUAA